This is a messenger RNA of Coregonus clupeaformis (lake whitefish), 1983 nucleotides long. Its product is annotated as histone deacetylase 2. The transcript has 14 exons. Gene Ontology annotation, molecular function: histone deacetylase activity. The coding region runs from base 101 to 1564 and encodes 487 amino acids. The record is from RefSeq and is a predicted model, not a curated record. NCBI's taxonomy places the organism in Eukaryota, Metazoa, Chordata, Actinopteri, Salmoniformes, Salmonidae.
UCCUUAUUGUGACUAGCUUCACAUAGGUCUCUGUCGACCACUAGGUCCAUAAAUACUAUUUACUUUUCGGCAAGCAUCCCAAACAGAAACCCGACUGAACAUGGCUUACACCGUUGCAGGUGGAACUAAGAAGAAAGUCUGCUACUACUAUGACGGUGACAUUGGAAAUUAUUAUUAUGGACAAGGGCAUCCCAUGAAACCACACCGAAUUCGCAUGACCCACAACCUACUGUUGAACUAUGGACUGUACAGAAAAAUGGAAAUAUAUAGACCACACAAAGCCACUGCAGAGGAAAUGACCAAAUACCACAGCGACGAUUACAUCAAGUUCCUCAGAUCCAUCCGACCAGACAACAUGUCAGAGUACAGCAAGCAAAUGCAGAGGUUUAAUGUUGGUGAGGAUUGUCCUGUCUUUGAUGGGUUGUUUGAGUUUUGCCAGUUGUCUACUGGUGGCUCUGCUGCGGGAUCGGUGAAACUCAACAGGCAGCAGACGGACAUUGCGGUGAACUGGGCCGGUGGACUCCACCACGCUAAGAAGUCUGAGGCCUCUGGCUUCUGUUACGUCAAUGACAUCGUCGUGGCCAUUCUGGAGCUCCUCAAGUACCAUCAAAGGGUGCUGUACAUUGAUAUUGACAUCCACCAUGGGGAUGGAGUAGAGGAGGCCUUCUACACCACAGACAGGGUCAUGACCGUGUCCUUCCACAAAUAUGGAGAGUACUUCCCCGGGACUGGAGACCUCAGGGAUAUUGGAGCUGGAAAAGGCAAAUAUUACGCUGUCAACUUCCCCCUGAGGGAUGGCGUUGAUGAUGAGUCGUAUGAGCAGAUCUUCAAGCCUGUGAUGGCCAGGGUGAUGGAGAUGUACCAGCCCAGUGCAGUGGUGCUGCAGUGUGGAGCAGACUCCCUCUCAGGAGACCGACUGGGCUGCUUCAACCUCACCAUCCGCGGUCAUGCUAAGUGUGUUGAGUACAUGAAGUCGUUCAACCUUCCCCUGCUAAUGCUGGGUGGAGGAGGCUACACCAUUCGCAACGUGGCCCGCUGCUGGACCUACGAGACGGCCGUGGCUCUGGACACUGAGAUCCCUGACGAACUGCCAUACAACGAUUACUUUGAGUACUUUGGGCCUGACUUCAAGUUGCACAUCAGCCCAUCCAACAUGACCAACCAGAACACAUUGGAGUACAUGGAUAAGAUCAAGCAGCGUCUGUUUGAGAACCUGCGGAUGCUACCUCACGCCCCGGGAGUGCAGAUGCAGAUGAUCCCUGAGGACGCCAUCCCUGAUGAUACAAUGGAUGAGGAUACAGAGAACCCUGACAAACGCAUGUCCAUCCGUGCUUCAGACAAGAGGAUAGCCUGCGACGAGGAGUUCUCUGACUCUGAGGACGAGGGCGAGGGAGGAAGGAGGAACGAAGCCAAUCACAAGAAAAGAACUAAACGGGCUCGAGUAGAGGAGGGAGGGAAGAAAGAAAAAGUUGAGUUGGAGAAAGCAAAGGAAACAAGCACUGAGAAAACUGACACAAAAAGCACACUUUCCAGUGUGAAGACUGAGCAGACUAGCAGUGCCUGAUUCAGCCACAUAGCGGUGCUGUGAUCUCUCCAUGGACAUUCCUGAGUGUGGCAGCCAGGGCAGCUAACCUUGGCUGAUUCUACACCUUCGCGCCUGACUCCAUACCAGAAGCAUUAUAUUUAUUAUCAUUGAUCUGUAUGUCAUAGUUGUACGUCGUUGUGAAGAUUUAGUUUCCUUUGUGUACUGUAACAGUGGAUUUCUAGGAUUCGCAACCAACUUGGAUUUGCUGUACUUUCCUUUGAUACUUUUUGAAUGCUUUUAUAUUGCAAUAUGCUUUUAUCUUCUGAAUGAGAAAUAUCUACCUGUAAUUAAAGUAUGUGUUUUUAGAGAAGAUUAUGUGGGUGUUCCUGUAGAUGAACCUACGAUUUAAUAUUUGCUGAACAUUUUGCAUUUGCCAAUUAAAACAUGUUUUUAUACUA